This is a messenger RNA of Papaver somniferum (opium poppy), 1404 nucleotides long. Its product is annotated as collagen alpha-1(I) chain-like. Lineage: Eukaryota; Viridiplantae; Streptophyta; Magnoliopsida; Ranunculales; Papaveraceae. The record is from RefSeq and is a predicted model, not a curated record. The coding region runs from base 1 to 1404 and encodes 467 amino acids. The transcript is spliced from 3 exons.
AUGAGGAGGUUUUGGAACAUUAAUGUUAGUAUUUUCCGUUUGAUUUUAAUCGUGGUACUGAUGUUAUCAGUUGGAGACACACACGAACGAAAAAUUGGCCCGCCUGUAGGUUCAAUUGAUGUUUUUGGUCCUGGAGCAUCAGGAAGCGUUGGCCCUCUUAUAGUUUUUUCUGAUGUUUUUGGUCCUGGAACAUCAGGAAGUGUUGGCCCUCCUGUAGGUUCGUCUGAUGUUUGUGGUCCUGGAGCAUCAGGAAGCGUUGACCCUCCUAUAAGUUCGUCUGUUGUUUCUGGUCCUGAAACAUCAGGAAGCGUGGGCCCUCAUGUAGGUUCGUCAACUGUUUCUGGUCCUGGAACAUCAGGAAGCGUUGUCCCUCCUGUAGGUUCGUCUGAUGUUACUAGUCCUAGAGCAUCAAGAAGCGUUGGCCCUCCUAUAAUUUCGUCAGCUGUUGAGGGUCCUGGAGCAUCAGGAAGUGUUGGCCCUCCUAUAGUUUCAUCUGAUGUUUUUGGUCUUGGAACAUCAGGAAGUGUUGGCCCUCCUAUAGUUUCAUCUGAUGUUUUUGGUCUUGGAACAUCAGGAAGCUUUGGACCUCCUGUAGGUUUGUCUGAUGUUUGUGGUCCUGGAGCAUCAGGAAGCGUUGGCCCUCCUGUAAGUUUGUCAGUUAUUUCUGAUCCUGGAACAUUAGGAAGCAUUGGCCCUCCUAUAGGUUCGUCAGGUGUUUCUGGUUUUGGAGCAUCAAGAAGCGUUGGCCCUCCUGUAGGUUCAUUUGUUGUUUCUGUUUCUGGUCCUGGAGUAUCAGGAAGUAUUGGCCCUCCUAUAAUAUCAUCUGCUGUUUUUGGUCAUGGAGUAUCAGGAAGUAUUGGCCCUCCUAUAGUUUCAUCUGGUGUUUUUGGUCAUGGAACAUCAGGAAGCGUUGGCCCUCCUGUAGGUUUGUCUGAUGUUUGUGGUCCUGGAACAUCAGGAAGCGUUGGCCCUCCUAAAGGUUCGUCUGUUGUUUCUGGUCCUGGAGCAUCAGGAAGCGUGGUCCCUCCUGUAAGUUUGUUUGCUGUUUCUGAUCCUGGAGCAUUAAGAAGCGUUGGCCCUCCUGUAGGUUCGUCUGCUGUUUCUGGUCCUGGAGCAUCAGGAAGCGUUGGCCCUCCUAUUGUUUCGUCUGAUAUUUCUGGUCCCGGAGCAUCAGGAAGCGUUGGCCCUCCUAUUGUUUCGUCAGCUGUUUCUGGUCUUGGAGCAUUAGGAAGCGUUGGACCUCCCUUAGUUUUGUCAGCUGAUUCUGGUCCCGGAUUAUCAAGAAAAAUUGGCCCUCCUGUAGGUUUAGUUGCUGUUUUUGGUCCUGAUUCUCAGGCUGCUGGUUCCGCUGCAACUUUGGGUAUUGAGGGUCUUUGGCAUUUACGUUGUUGGCUCUGGGUCUAG